GGCUAUACAAAUUCCAGAAUUGUCACCUUUUCGGUUAGUAGAAAAUAUCAUUGAAAUUUGUGAAAAUUAAAAACAAAUGGACGUUGCAACACCUUGCCGAUUGCAGCAGGCGCAUCAGCGGCAACGGAAGGAGUGGGACAGGAUCGGUAGGCGCCUCAAGCUGCUGACGGGCAAGAGGUCCAGCGACCUGCUCCUCCACGAUCCGCUCCUGCAGCCACCGUUCGCCGCCCAUCCACGCCAGCGGAUGAGCGGUUGUCAGCAGCUGCCGAUGCCGAUGGUCAGGAAGCAGUCCACGCAGAUCAGGCGGAAUCAUCCAAAUAGAUCGGCUAAAUGCCCAGCACCCAAUGAUCCCUUGGAACUGCUUGUCGUGGGUCAACAGCUGCAAAUGCAUCGUCCACCGGGUCGACGACAUGUGCAGCUCCAGGAUCCUGCCUCGUCGUCUCAGCCCCGCCAGCAAAUCGAGGAGUACGUCUACUUCUAUCCGGUCCACUACUAUGAGAUGGACCACUGGCCUCCACACGCCAAGCAGGAGCCGAGCCUUGUGGUGGAUGCACGUUUUAUGGCCGAGCUACUGGAUGAGCUGCUCCUGAAUGCAGGCAACCCUAUUUGACUUGUGCUCCGUUCAAAUAUAAAAGAUUCAAA
Molecule: messenger RNA, 642 nt
Organism: Drosophila teissieri
Lineage: Eukaryota; Metazoa; Arthropoda; Insecta; Diptera; Drosophilidae
Exons: 1
Coding region: 77-610 (177 amino acids)
Source: RefSeq, a predicted model, not a curated record